This is a messenger RNA of Aphanomyces astaci, 4093 nucleotides long. RefSeq lists its product as hypothetical. Gene Ontology annotation, cellular component: myosin complex; vesicle; actin cytoskeleton. The transcript is spliced from 5 exons. Gene Ontology annotation, molecular function: ATP binding; microfilament motor activity; actin filament binding. Bases 1 to 4029 code for a protein of 1342 amino acids. NCBI's taxonomy places the organism in Eukaryota, Oomycota, Saprolegniomycetes, Saprolegniales, Verrucalvaceae. Gene Ontology annotation, biological process: actin filament organization; vesicle transport along actin filament. The record is from RefSeq and is a predicted model, not a curated record.
AUGCACAUUCCCGAGGAAGCGGAUCUCUUCCGCAUCCUGCAGUCAGUUCAAACCAAGAUGGAAGGAGCGAAGGUCUUCAUCCCAGACAAGGAGCACGUGUGGCUUCCUGCGUCUGUGAAGGGCAUCGAAGGAUCUGUGGUCACCGUCAAGGUCGAGGAUGUCGAGACUGGCGGCGCGCCUGUAGCGAACAUGUCGUUGGGUGCAUCGGUUGUGGGCAAGGUCGUGUCGGUAGACUUGUCCAAGACAGACGUGAUCAACGUGAUUCAAGCCCGAACGGUCAAAUCGUCGACCGCGAACACGUCCAUCAGCCUGCCCCUCCAGAACAAGGUCAUGACCAAGACGCACGGGUUCGAGGACAUGAUCUCCGUGGACCAUUUGCACGAAGGCGCGAUCCUGUACAACCUCCGGCAGCGUUUCUUCAACCUCCUUCCAUACACGUAUACGGGCAAGAUCUGCAUCGCCGUCAACCCGUACCAGUGGCUCCGUCUGUACAGCCCCGAGACGAUGCAACUCUACAUGGACGGGUCCCGCGAGAACAAGGCGCCGCACGUGUACGCGGUGUCAAUGGAGUCGUUCUUCCACAUGCGCACGCACACAAUCAACCAGUCGAUCCUCGUGAGCGGCGAGUCGGGCGCGGGCAAGACCGAAACGACCAAGAUCAUGAUGAACCACGUCGCGACGUUGGCGUCCACGUCCGACAUGUCAAUCAUCCAACGCAUCAUCCAAUCGAACCCGCUGCUCGAAUCGUUCGGGAAUGCCGCCACCGCGCGCAACGACAACAGCAGUCGCUUCGGCAAGUUCACCGAGCUCCAGUUCGACGUCCGCGGCCAUCUCAUGGGCGCGCGCGCACACACGUACCUUCUUGAGAAGAGUCGCGUGACCCACCAAGCCCCUGGUGAGCGCACGUUUCACAUUUUGUACCAAGUGUUGGCCGAAGCGUCGACGCUCCCGCACUUGCAUCUCGACGCAUCGCGGCGGUAUCGGUACGUCCAGCAAGACCCCGCCGACAAAGUCAAGCUCGAGCACUCGUGGGCCGACACACAGAACGGACUGACGAUCGUCGGCAUUGCCGACGCCAUGCAAAGCGACUUGCUGCGUGUGCUGGCGGCGAUUUUGCACCUUGGCGAGUCGGAUUUUGAAAUGGUCGAGGGGGACGUCGACUCGUCGCAGGUGGCGGACGCGGCCGUGCUCGCGACCGCGGCGGACCUGCUCGGACUGCCGGUGGCCCACCUCGAGAAGGUGCUGACAUUCCGCAGCGUGAUUGUCGGGCGCGAAGUCAUCUCCAAGCCGAUGACCGUCGAUCAGGCGCGCGACUGCCGCGACGCCGUGGCCAAGUCGCUGUACUCGUCCUUGUUUACGUGGCUCGUGGACCAGAUCAAUGCCGCGAUCGGCGUCGGCCACGCAUCGCAUUUCAUCGGGAUCCUCGACAUCUUUGGGUUCGAAGCGUUCGUGCACAACUCGUUCGAGCAGCUGUGUAUCAACUAUGCGAAUGAAAAGCUGCAGCAAAAGUUCGUUCAGGAUGUGCUCAAGACAGUGCAAGUCGAGUACGAAGAGGAGGGUAUUUCGUGGCACCACGUCACAUUUGCCGACAACCAGGACGUGCUCGACCUGAUCGAAGGCCGCCUGGGGGUACUCAGCCUCCUCAACGAAGAAAGCAGCCUUGCCACCGGCACGGACGCGUCCUUCGCGCACAAAUUGUCGGCCGUGAUGGACAACCACGCGCGCUUCGAGACCCCGCGGCUGCACUCGUCUGCGUUUAUCAUCUUGCACUAUGCCGGCAAAGUGCUGUACGACACGAACGGAUUUCUAGAUAAGCACCGCGACGCCCUCUUGCCCGACAUCAAAAAAGUACUUGGCGAAAGCUCCGUGCAUCUCGUCCGCACCAUGUUCCCCACUGACAUGACUUCGUGCCACCGAUCGCUGCAUCGGCAGUCGUCGUCUGCGACGCAUCAUCAUGCUAAACGCGGCCCUGGCGUCGCCGCCACCCGCGCCGUGACGGUGGGCACUCAGUUUAAGGAAUCCCUCGCCAGACUCAUGGACAAAAUUUCUCACACAAACGUGCAUUAUGUGCGGUGCAUCAAGCCCAACUCGGUCAAAUCGCCCCAUGCAUUCCAUCAUGAAUCGAUCGUGGACCAGUUGCGGUGCGCGGGGGUGAUUGAAGCGAUUCGCGUGAGUCGGUCCGCAUACCCGAGCCGCCUCCCCCACGUCGACUGCAUCAAGCGGUAUGCGAUCUUGGCGCCGGCGGCCCUCGCGCGGCGGUUGCUGGCCGAGGUCGACUUUGUAGCCGACCCCAAGGCCCAAUGCAGCGAUCUCAUGGGGAAUCUGUUUCCCCACGGGCACAUCGUCGACUACCAAGUGGGACUCAGCCGGGUGUACUUUCGCGAGAGCAUUCUGGACGACCUGGACAAGCGUCGGGGCGUGGCUCUGCGCCGGUUUGCCAUCCGCAUCCAGACCACAGUCAAGAUGUUCCUCGCCCGACGCCGGUUUGUCAAGCAGCGCGCGGCAAUUGUGGUCGUCCAGGCGCGGGGGCGGGGCUUCGUGCAGCGUUCGCGGUUCCGCCGGGUACGGCGGGGGGUGGUAGCGCUUCAGGCGGUGGUCCGCGGCCGCCGCGCCCGCCACGACGUGCUCCAACUGCGCCGAGUCCGCGCCGCCACGAAGUUGCAAGCCGCGGCUCGCAUGCAUCGCCAACGGACGCAGUACCUCCGCGAAGUGGCGUCAAUCUCGACGAUUCAAUCGUUCUGGCGAACCAUGUACCGCCGUCGCAAGCUGGCGAAACGGAUGGCCCAGGAACAGCAGCAGCGGGCAUUGGGGUCCAAGGUGCUGCAUCUGCAGUCGCAAUUGGGCGGCGGCGGGGCUGCUGCCGGUGCCAAGUCGGUAAUGGCGACGACCACCAAUACCAGCACGACCAGCACCACCAGUACGAGUAGCAGCAGCAGCACCACCGCGUACAGUCCGCCGCACAGCGCGACCAACCGCGCGAGCAUGACCACGCGGCUCUUUGACGAGUCGUCGCAGGUGCUGGGGACGCUCGCGGCGGACAACGAGUCAUUGCGGGAGCGCGUGGCCCGUCAAGAAAGCGAGAUCAACGCUUUGAAAGAAGAAAACCGCAAGAUGAGAGAGGCGCUCCAGGCCAAAGAGGUCGAGGACAAGGUCAAGAACUUGUCGCAGAGGUCCCAAGAGGCAUCGCAGGUCGCGUACUUGUCGCUUCUCGAAGAAGAGUACGAAAAGCUGCGGGGGUUUGUCUGCCAUUUGUUUGAGUUGCCGGUGGACACGGGGCUCGUUCGGGCGCCAUCCGUCAAGGAGAUUGGCGUUGUGGAUGCCAAGGCGCCGGCAGCGACGUCGUCGUCGGUGGACAUGACCGCCGCUAAACACGAGGCCAGUACGCUGCUCCACCGCAGCGCCGCGCGCCUCCACCGGCUGCGAUCGAAGGAAGGAACCAACCCCAAGCGAGGCAGCGCUCGGCGGGUCAAGGACUACUGGGACGAAAUCAAAACCAACGCGGCGCCGCUGCCGUACACGCUCGGAUCGACGCCGUGGAAGCGCUUGCUCACAGACUGGGCCCAAGGCAACCCGAAAAAACUCGAGUAUAUGAGUCGGUGGCUACAAAACGUGCUUGAAGGCGGCGACGUCGAGCACGGCGGGUUCCCCCUCGGCGUCGAGCUCAAGUCGGUCACGCCCAUGAUGCUGGAAGGGUUCAUGCAGCUCGUGAUUCCCAAACUGGCCGAGCGACAAGACGUCAAAGUCCACGUACACACCAAGGAGUUUAUCGGCACGAGCAUGCGCAUCACGCUCGAAGUCAAGGAAGGCGUGCCGAGAAUGGCGCGGACGUCGGUCAAAGACGGCGUGAAGCCCCGCGAGUCGACGGUGGGGGGUGGAGGCGACCAGUGGGGCCGGAACUCGGUCAUGUCGGUGCGCGAAACGAGCAGCUUUAGCUUUGGGAGCAACGGGAGCGAACACAGUCGCGCCAGUGGCGCCGCCAAAAGCCCGUCCAGAACCUCUGGUGUGAUGACAAACAACCCCCGAAGUUAAUAUAACAUUAAUGAUUACGCAGGUAAUAAUAUAUUGUUGACAUGGAGAAUAACCAAAUGUACCG